Molecule: messenger RNA, 234 nt
Organism: Schistosoma curassoni
Lineage: Eukaryota; Metazoa; Platyhelminthes; Trematoda; Strigeidida; Schistosomatidae
Source: the annotation of a GenBank genome assembly
AUGUUUGGAGCGUUUUUGUCCUCAUAUCAAUCAUAUGUUGGCUAUUCAUACAGUAGUUCGCGACCGCCCUAUAUUCGUGGAGAUGCCUUUCAGUUUUUGAAUGCCAGUCGUGAAUUCCUUGAAUUUGAUCGUACGGAAUAUGUCGUAACCACAAGUCUCCUUAUUCAAGUGGUGUCUCGUCAACUGGUAAGUUCGAAUAGUUGGUUGAGUGCAUUCUGUAUCUCCGCUUGUUGA